Molecule: messenger RNA, 1113 nt
Organism: Cordyceps militaris CM01
Lineage: Eukaryota; Fungi; Ascomycota; Sordariomycetes; Hypocreales; Cordycipitaceae
Exons: 3
Coding region: 1-1113 (370 amino acids)
Source: RefSeq, a predicted model, not a curated record
AUGCCAGCGUCACCAAAAACACCACAACACUCUCGACACUCGUCUGUUGCUGACGGCCAUAGCGCUUCGCCAAAUGCUCGCAGAUACUCUAGGUCGUCCGUCAGCGAUGCCCCGACCCCAUUUCGCAACAGCCUUUCCCACCAGGAUACAAUAGACAUGAGCGUACUGGCAAGCGUAGGCGGCCAAGCAAGCAACAGCAUGGGAAACUUGGCAGAUGAGCUCGCCGAUGCAUUUUCGGACUUUGGAGACGAAGAAGACGCCGUCACAGGAGAAGUUUCAAGCGAUCAAGGAAGCGGCGACGCCUCGAAACUGGAUUAUUAUCGUGAUAGUGGAGUGGACGUGAAUGAUGCUGGUGGCAGCGAUGGAGAGAAGACAAAAGACGCAAAGCUCACUAUACCAUCUCCUCCUCGACGGGGACAUCAGAAGAAGGGAAAUCUAGACGCUGCUGGUUUCACCACGAAUCUCAUUGCUAGAAUCGACGCUGUGGAGUCACUGGUCCGUCGCGGCACAGAAAGUUACGGGAGACCGGGAGAUGAUGUAUUCAAGCGAGUAACGGAAAGCUUGCGUGAUCUGGGGUCACAGUCAAGUGUUGAAGGGAAUGCAUCACGACUUAUUACAGCGCACACAGCGCUUACUACACACCUUGCGCACCAGACUCGUCAACUUCAUAACCUGACUUUCCCGUUGCUGUCGCCUUUGGUGCCGACGCCUGACCUAGAUACCAUCGAUGACCUGGUACCGCUUCUAGUUUCUUUGCUAGAGGCCAUGCCAACACCGUCAACUGUCGCCUUCAACUCUCUAGCAGCACUUCAUUCUAUUACGGUCGAGUUGAUACAGACCUUGAGCUAUCUAUCUGAUACUCUACACAUGUCCCGGCAAACCAUUAUUACUGCAACACGCAGGUUGAAGAGCUCAAAAGAACUUGUUGCUGAGCUGAAAAGAGACGAGGAGCUGCGAGAAGAGGGAGAAAGGUGGCUCAGCAGAGGAAAUUGGGGGGAGAGAUUGCAGAAACGAGAGUGCGCGGGAGUUUGUGGCGACGUCAUUGGCGGCUUCGAGGCGGUGUGCGAUGGUUGGCGGGAGCGUCUCCUCGCUCAAGGAGAGUCUACAGCUUGA